UGCUGCAUUUGAUUAAAUGCGAUUUGUGGUUAGCAUAGGCAAACUGGAAUAACUUUGAGUCAUAUAUUAAAACGCAAACAAGGAAAAGUACAUCAAGGCAAGACACACAACCUAACCGUUUGACAUUAUACUAUACUUUCGAACUACGAAAUGGCCGACAGACUAACUCCAGAGCAAUUGUCGGAGAUCGAAGCAGCCUUCAAGAUGUACGAUACGAAUGGAGAUGGGCAGAUCAGCGCGGAGGAGCUGGGUCAAGCAAUGCGUGAAGCUGGGCAGCUGGUGUCGGACGAGGAGCUCAAGGAUAUGAUAAGAGCAGUCGACCUUGACGGUAACGGCAAAGUGGAAUUCAAAGAGUUUGUCCAAAUGAUGGCUAACCAGCUUGGCCAACCCGCGCCCGUUGAGGAGAUGAAGGCGUACUUUGACCGAUUUGAUCAAGAUGGGAACGGCUUCAUAGACUCUGACGAGAUGAAGUGUCUGGUCAGGGCCUUCUACAGCAAUCUGACUGGGGAAGCCCUCAAACAGCAAGUUCGCGCUAUGAUCGAGGCUGCAGACACCAACAGCGACGGGAAAAUUAGCUUUGAAGAGUUUGUAAAAGUGCUGAAUGCGAAUGCCUGAAAGAGGACAAGCAACAAGAUGUCCCGUCUUCAAUGCCCUGAAGUCAUUUCAAUAUCAUAUCAUGCUAUUCUACUGUAGAAAACAAAACAGGUUUUCAAUUAUAUAUCGAUUAAAAAUAUGCCUGCAAUCAA
Messenger RNA from Nematostella vectensis (starlet sea anemone), 746 nucleotides. Its product is annotated as calmodulin. Gene Ontology annotation, molecular function: enzyme regulator activity; calcium ion binding. Lineage: Eukaryota; Metazoa; Cnidaria; Anthozoa; Actiniaria; Edwardsiidae. The transcript has 5 exons. Bases 151 to 615 code for a protein of 154 amino acids. The record is from RefSeq and is a predicted model, not a curated record.